CGCGGCACUUUGUAAACUUCCUGAACAAAACACAAAGAGCCGUUAACUACCAACCGUUAUCGUUCUGUUUUGUAUUCCGUUCCGUAUUGGCUAAAGUAGAAGAAAUGAUAGAUCUAGUUGCAGAUAUGCCUUUCACGCCAUUUUUAAGACGGACCUUUCACAAAAAGUUGGGUUUUGUGAGGAAAGGCCGGCUAACCGCUCUGCUAGCUAGCCUGUCCCUGCGGUUGGUCCGCCAUUUUCAAACAGGCAACUACAUACGGUACCGGUGGCUGACAGCUUCUGGAGAACUAUAACUGUACCGCUGGGAAUGCCUGUUGCUUGCAACUGAUCAAUCUGGUGUUUGGAGCGAGUUGAGUUGUUCCACCAAGGCAGCAACGGGACACCAGAGCCCCGGCCGGACACUGUCAAGCUACGGUGCAUUUAAAAACAGACAUGGCGUCAGCAUCAGCCUCCAUGACAAUAGAAAAUGACUCAUUAAAGAAUCAGAAACGUUGGGGGACUGCAUGUGUCUACCUCCUGUGAGUUCUCAAACCCUUCAUCAGGUGGAGAACAGCAGCAGAGCAGGCGUCCAAAUAAGCAGCACCUUAGCAUUCUACCUAUUAUAGUCAACUACACAUGGUGUCAGGCUGUCAUUACCAGCAGGGUUACAUGAAUGAUGCUAGCCUUUCAUGACAGACCAUUGCAUCACAGUCAGUAUUAGCAAGCUAAUGCAAAAUACUGGACUUAAAACACAACAUACAGCAUGCGGGCACAGAUUAUACCCGUUUUACCCAGACUGUGGACAAACAAAUGCAACAUGUGCACAGUGAACCUCAGGUAUUUAGAGGCUUUGGUCCCUUUGGACUAUCUGUGUACAUGUCCGUCAGUGUAAACAUGGUAUCUGAAAAACCUCUAAAAGUUGCUGAUGGAAAUCUAUUGCAAAAGCCCAUUGUGCAACUUUCAGAUAUGUUUAUAUGAUCAAUGAAGAAAAGGGAAAAACAUAUUUUCUAUAUUUUAAAAAUCAGAUUUUCUCACUUCGCACUCAUAAGUCAUAAAGGCCAUAAGUAAGUAAAGUAUUUGAAAUGAAAUCUGGUUUCAUCCAAAUUGAAUUGACUACUGCUUAUUACUUGUGGUGUACUUUCCGCUACCUGGACCCCCACCGAUACAACAAACAGACCGAAAACCUUUGAGUCCAAGUCAAGGUUCAGCAUCUAAAUCAUGUGAAUGUCAGGUGAAUGUUUUAACGGUUUUCAGUUUGAGUUGGGGCAGUGGAAGCGGAGCACCCAUCUUCGAGUUCUAAUACCAACUACUGUGAUUGAGGUGGACUUUAAGGAUUGAUCGACAGUAAAAAAGUACUGAGCUGAAGCUGAGCCAUCAGUCUCUGAGUGCUCACCAGCCCCAGGGGAAAGAGCUAUAACGAGCCCAUCAUGGGGGCCUCUAAGCUCUGCCUCUUGCUGCUCCUCAGCACAUCGACGUUGGCUUUUGCCCAAGAUGAAGAUCAGCCAACUUGCCUGCUAAACCAAAGGUACAAGACCCUUCACAAGUACGAAUAUCAAUACCAGGCUGAGUCUUUGAAUGAAAUAAACGGAGCCUCACCACUCAAGAAUGGACCCAAGGCCUCGUGCACCAUUGAAAUUGAAGUGCCUCAGUCUUGCAGUUUUAUCCUUCGCACCACUGGCUGCAGCCUGAGUGAGGUGGUAGACACAGACGCAAAGGGAAACCCUGUGUUUGCACCUGCAUCCACUGCUGAUGCCUUCGCUGCUGAGAUGGAGAAAUAUCCUCUGAAGUUUGUCGUUGAUGGCGUGUACGAUGUGAAACUUUACCCUGAGGACGGAGAGUCAACAACAAUCCUGAACUUUAAAAGAGGCAUCAUCUCUGCACUGGCCGUACCGCUGCUGGAAGAGGGCGAGAACAGGAACAUGCCCACCAUCCACGGCAAGUGCAAGACCUCUUACCAAGUCAAUGCGAGAGAGGACAUUGCUACUGAUGUCACACUAAACAGAUACCUUUCCAAAUGUGAAAACUUUGUUCCAAUUAGAGAUUAUAGCAGCCCUCUGGCACUGAUCUCUGGCAUGCACUACCCUCUGGCUCAGCUGUUCAAUAGCUUCCAGACCUGCAACUACAAGUUUGACAAUGACAAGAAACACAUGACGUCUGGCUCGUGUGCUGAGAAACACAUUCUCAUUCCCUUCUCUCACAAGGGGGAAUAUGGAGUGACAAGUGUUGGAAGGCAAGAGUUGACUCUGGUUAAGGUUUCUCCUCAUAACGACAGAGUCUUUAAGCACGGUGAUGUUGUCCAGGGUCUUCAAAUGCGAGCUGUUGAGGAUAAGAGUGCUGUCCAGGAUAAAGCUGCCUUUUUGAAACUCUUGAGAGAUUUAUCCACUCUGCCUGAAUCUGAGGGUGAGAGGAGACCCCGCCUCUUCCACCAGCUUGUUACUAUGGUCAGUGGUAUGAAGGCUGACACCCUGAGUCCUGCCAUCCCCGAGGCUCUUGCCGUGUCCCAGGCCCUAACUUACCAGGUUCUGGCCCAGUGUGGAACUCCCGAGUGCAGCAGUGCUAUCAUGCAGAUCCUCAGGACCUUUGACAUAUUUUCAGUGAAGAUUGACGCCACUGUUUUUGCUUUGGGACUCGUAUCAAAUCCCUCUGCUCUACUGAUUAACGACAUGCUUGAGAUGGCCAAGUAUAAGCCCAGCAAGCCUAUAAUGUACGCCCUGAGCAAUGUUGUGAAGAGGUUUUACAACGUUGAAAGAAAAGUGAUCCCUGAGAUCCACUCUGUGGCGGAAUUCAUGGCUGCUCGUUUGGGUGACUGUUCCGGCUCUGAUAUUAACAAUUUCAUGACACUGAGAGUUGUUGGAAACAUGGCUCCAGCCGUGAUGCCUGCAAGUCCUGCCCUGAGGUCUGCUGUGAUUCAGUGUGUAAACCAGCCUGCAGCUUCCCUUGCUGUACAGCAGGCAGCCAUCCAAGCAUACAGGCUAGUCACUGUCCCAGAGAAGGAUAGAGAGAUUUUAAUACAGGUGCUUUUGGACCACACCAGCUCCACGCAAAAGCGUAUUGCUGCUUAUCUGAUACUCAUGAAAGACCCGCAGCCAAGUGAGCUGGUUAAGCUGAACGAUGCCUUAUCCAGUGAGCAAGAUGUACAAGUCAAGAGCUUUGUGGUUUCCCACAUUAACAACAUUUUGGCCUCAACUGAACCUGAUACCCAAGAACUCAGACAAAGGAUCCGUGAUGCCCUGCAGGGUAAUGACAUUGGACCAAUUAUGGACCGCACCAAGUUCUCCAACAAUUACAAGAUCGGAUAUGUGGAGGGCAACAUGCUUUUUGAGGGCUCUAGCUUCUUGCCCAAAGAAGUUAUGCUUGAAAUGACACUUAAAGCAUUUGGCUAUGACAUUGACAUGAUGGAGAUUGGUAUGGCAGGCACAGGGUUGGAGCCAACUGUAGAUGCACUGUUUGGAGAGAAUGGAUUCUUCCCCGACACAGUCUUGAAGACCGUGUACUUUGUCUCUGACAACAUGCCACGUAGUGUCAGUGAGAUCCUGCAGGACAUGCUGCCUGCCCUAAAGAAAGAUAGAAUGAAAAGACAGGCUGCCACAAACCUGGUUGAGGAGAUUGAACUCAACUUCAAUAAACUUGUGAAUGAGCUGAAGGCUUCACAGUCUCCCGAGGCAAUGGUGUAUCUUAAACUGUUGGGAAAUGAGCUGGGAUAUCUAAGCACCAAUGAAAUGGAGGGGAUGACUUUUUCUGCUGCCAUGAUGAUUCAGAAUAUGCUCAAGAUGUUCCCAAGUGACCUGAUGGCAGCACUGGUGACUAAAAACGACAACACAAUCUUUGGCCACUACAUCUUCAUGGACAAUGAAUUCUUUCUGCCUACUCUCACUGGUGUACCGCUAAGAGUUGCACUUUCAGGUACCUUCACCCCUGGUAUUAAAGGUGGUCUCAAGUUCCGUGACAUGAGAGAAGUUGCCUUCCUGCCUUCAGCUGGUGUUGAGUUCGUAACUCACAUUGGCUCACACCUCCCUGAAUAUGUCAACUCUGGAUUAGAGAUGCACAGCAACAUUUUCCAUGAGAGUGGGCUCAGUGUUAAGAUCUCUGUGAACCAUGACCAAGUAAAACUGACCAUCCCUGCUCCAGCGAGUCCUAUAAAGCUCAUCAAAAUAACGAACUCCCUGGUGGCAGUGACCAAUGCUGAAGUGAAGACAAUCCCCUCGAGUGCCACAGACAAGGUUGAUGUUGAUGAGUGCACUCCGGUCUUUACUGGAAUGAAAUACUGCUCUGCUCUGCAGUACAAUGAUGCUUCCUCUCAAGGGACCUCCCCCUACUUCCCUCUUACAGGAGACAGCAAAUUUGCUUUGGAACUUCACCCUACUGGUGAGGUUACCGAGUACACAGCCACUGUUGCUUAUGAGCUCCUCAAAGAGGGGGAAGAGGGUCGGCUGAAAGUUGACUCUGUGAAGUUUAUUCUGAGAGCAGAAGGUGCAGAUCCCACUGAAGCCAGAGCAAUCUUGAAAUAUAACAGAAAGAAGACUUUAAUAACAGCUGACAUCCAAAUCCCUGACUAUGAUGUGGAGGCUGGAUUCAGGCUGGGGGUUGAUGGGAAAAGCAAAGGAAAAACAACUCACUCAAUCUCUCUUGACAUUCUAAACAAGAAUAUCCCACAGCUCUCGCUGGUUGGCCGUGCCAAUCUUAAAGCCAUGAAAGAAGGGAUGCUUCAAGGACAACUUAUUGUCCCCUCAAUAAACACGGACGCCACUGUCACAGCUAACAUGAGAUAUGAACAAGAGCUGGAACUGGAGCUCAAGAGUGAAGUCAAGUUGAUGGACGCCACAUCUGAGCAGAAAAUUGCUUUGAGAUACAGUGGUGAAAAGAUUGAGGUGGCGUUCAAUUCAGAUGUGAACACAAAGACCGCCAACUUGCCAGGGGCUGAGGUGCUUGCGAUCUAUGGGAAUGAUCUUCUUGACACACAGGUGGGGCAAACUGACAUGAAAGUGGGUCAUAUCUUCAAGAUGUUUUCAGAGGCAGCAAACAACUACAUGGAAAAAUACGGUGAUAAUAUUCCUUACAUGAAGGACAUCAGAAUACCAGAGAUUCCUGGGAUUUCAGUGCCGGACACACUCUUCCUGAAUACUGAGGCAAAGGCUGCUUUCUACUUCAACAAUAAGUACUUCACCUUUGCGAUCCCUGUCCCUCUUGGAGGAAAGUCAACAGAGGAUCUUAACUUCCCACCAACUUUAGCUACACCUAGAUUGUCAUUACCCCAGUUUGGACUUGAUAUUCCUUCAGUGGACAUUCCCAUCCCAGAACUUGAAGUCCCAGAGAGAAUUACCAUGUCUUUACCUCUUCUUGGCAAAGCUGAGCUAUCAGCUCUGAUGAGGAGCAACCUCUACAACAUGAAGGCCUCAGUGGCUGUGGAGGAAGAUGCCCCAAACUACUCGGCUAAGUUGAAUGUGAAGGGAACCUCCCCACUUGACAUCCUCUCAGUAGAGAUUGACGGCUUGGGGGCUGUGAUCAUCUCUGAUUCAAUUAUGGCCAGUUUAAAAACCUCUUUGGUCCAUGAAUUCAUUAAAGUCAGUAUUAGUAUUGAAGAGGAGGCUUCCUUUACAGACAAAAUCAAUUUGAGAUCAAGUAGCGAGAUUGAAGCCAUGAGUUCAUUAGGGGUCAGUUUUGAGAUAAAGCACACGGGUACGACUGGAAUCAACAGUGAAGACAUUUCUGCUGACAACAUGUUUAAAGGAAUGUUCAGAGUUGGACCCAUGUACGCCAACACCACUUCAGCCCAAUCAUUUACCAUCUUCCCAUUCAGGCCAGAAGCAAAGAUUGAUGCUACUGUUGAGUUUGAUUCCACAAUUGUUAAGGCCCAGAAUUCAAUUUCUGCAACCCUUUCCAAUGGAGAACUCUCAGUUCUUUCUAACACUAAAGCCUUUCAGGACAGCUUGACACAUGUUGCUGAGUUUUCCUUCAAAGACCGCCAAGUGUCAUUGAAAUGCGAUUCAAAUGCUCUUGUUCUUGGUGUGAAGAUCCAGAAGCAAACUGAAGCCUCUGCUGGUGUCAGUGGAGUGACCAUGAAGGUGGAGACAAACAUGGAACUCUCUGAAAAUCGUGGCUACACUCUGCUGACUGCCUCUCUGGAUGGUAAUGGUCUAGCAGUAAACAACAACGCCAUGCUGAGGCUUUUUGAAAACCAACUUACGCACAAAGCAUCACUGAAGUUUAACAACAACGGCUUGACCACAAGUGGAACAACCUCUGUGAAGAGUCCGCUGUCUUUGGAAAAUACUUUUGAAGCUGGGGUUGAUUUUUCAAAAGCUACUUUAUCCAUUACAAACAGGGCAGCCCUGUCAGGCAUCAACAUUAACAAUGCCAACACACUGACGGUUACACCUUCCACUCUUGACUUCAAGUCCAAGGCUCACGCCACUGGAAGUGAGUAUGCCUCCUACACUCAUGAUAUAACACUUGGCCUGAAGCCCUACUCUGCCUCUGCAAAUAUUAACAACAACAUGAAUCUUCUGUCUGCCAACAUUAAAAACGAGGCUAAGCUAGAGGCAGAGCUUCUAAAGUUUGGUGUAAUUGGAAGCCUGACAGCCACCUAUGGUCAUGAAGAGAUCAAGCAUACCUAUGAGCUAAAAUAUGCUGAAAUGACUGCUAAUGCAAAGUUCAACACCAUUGGAAAGGUUUUCGGAGCGCAUAUGAACCACAACACUGAGCUUGACAUCUACGGUCUGGCUGCCACCAUCACCAAUGACCUCCGUUUCAACUCCCAGCCAAUGCGUUUUGACCACUCCAUUCGUGGCAGUGUUGUUCCUUUUGAUAUCAACUUAGAUGCCCUUUUCAAUGCUAAUGGAGAAAUCAUCAAGUAUGGAAAACAUAAUGCGCAGCUCUAUGGCAAGUAUAACCUUAAAGCACAACCUCUGGCGAUUGUUAGCAUGCACGAAUGCAGGGCAUCAGUAACCAAUACUUUAGAUAAUGAUUUAUCCCUUGAGACCACUUUUGACACUAAAGCAGGUAUUGUUCUUACACCCCAAGAGCAGCAGACCAGAUAUACAAUGACAUCCAAAAUGAAUGAGCAUGCCUUUAAUCAGGGAUUGACUCUUUACAAUAGUGCUGAGAAGACUGGAAUUGAGAUUGUGGGCACAAUAUUUACAAACUUAUUCAAUGCAGACUCUCCAGAGAACCAGGAAUUCACAAUCUCUGCUUUUGUAAAAUAUGACAAAAGCACAGAUAGUCAUGUAAUUCAGUUGCCCCUAGUUGAAAAUGUGCCUGUCUUACUGGAAAGCAUCAAAGGCUAUGUUGUGCCUGUAGCAGAAUCACUGCAAGAUUACAUGAAAAGUUGUCAGUUGAAUGUAGUGCUUGAUGAUAUUCACCGGGUUUUGGUUUUUUUAGAAUCGCGGAUCAAAGACAAUGUAAUUCAGUUGAAGCAGCGAUUCAGUGAUUUCAUGCAAGAAUCCAUCUCUUUUGAGGAUUUGGAAGCUUCUUUAAGAAACCUGAAAAAAUCCUUUGAAAAUAUACUCUUUGGCCUUAUGUGGGGUUUAGGAAACUGGAUGAUGUAUAUAGAUAAAGCCAUGUCAAGCAAUGCCUUCACUAAGGAGGUACGGCAACAGCUGCUUGCCUUAGAGAGGGAGUAUAAAAUUUCACAAUUCAUAAACCACAAUUUUGAGAUGAUUAUACCUUGCAUUGAAGAAAUAUUCAAACUGUUUCCUGAAGAGCUACUAAAUGAUCCAGUAAAGUAUAUUAUGGUUGUGGUUAAAGACGUUGACAUCCCAAAUAGGUUGAACAUAUUACGUGCCAAGAUAAAAGAGCUAAUUGUAAAGUUGGAUGCUGAUGAAAUAAUUCAAGCCUUUUUGGAAAAGCUUGGGGAGCUUUUCCAGCAGUUAAAAAUUGAGAAAACCAUCGAGGCUGUGUUACAAAUUGUAAAAGAUUUAGAAAUACAAAAUAAACUAAUGCAAGUAAUUGAAGCUGGUAUUGCCAACUUGAAAUCAAUUGAUGUCAACCUUAUAAUUAAACAAUUGAAUUUUUUAAUUGAAAUAGUGGAAAGUGUGAAUUUACUGAAUUAUAAUGAGUUUGUGAAUUUCACCAAUCUUAUUAUUCAUGAAUGCGCAGCUUAUGUUAAUCACAUGAUCAGGAGUCUUGAAAUUCCCCAGAAACUGGAAGCAACUAAAGAUUUUGUUAACUUUAUCAUUAGCUCUACUGGACGUUUUAUGGAGCACCUGAAAAAAGUCAAAAUUGCAGAAAUCAUCAAAUCUUUCCAGGACAUCUUUGAUGAGGGAUUGGUUAAUAACGUUAAGACAUGGGCUAAAUUCAUAAAACACAAAAUUAAAAAUCAAAAUUUUAAAGAUGUGAUUACUAAAUAUCUAAAUAUGUUUAGAAAGUGUUACGUCACUAUCAUAACUAUCAUGACCCAGAAGUUUACAAGUACAGUUAAGACAAUUGAGACCAUAGCACCUAACCUUAAAAUCACCAGUGAGAUUCAGCAGAUCAUUGCUGGCCUCAGUAAGGAGUUGAUGAAAGGUGAGCUGUUUGUGCCAUCCCUUCCUAUCCCGUUCACUGAUCUUGUUCUACCCUCAGUAGUAUUUAGGAUAGAUGAUUUUGAAAUUCCAGCACAGCUGGACAUCCCUGAAUUCACUAUCCUGGGAACCUACACUGUGAAAGCCACAACAAUUUCUUUAGAUGACAUCAAGCAGAAAAUUACUGAACUAAUUGAUUUCAUUAUAAACCUAGAAAUCAAAGUGCUUGAUGCAGAUGCUUUAUUUGGAGACGUAACAUUGAACUUUCUUCCUACCAUACCUGAGAUAAGCUUUCCUGAAUUCACAUUUCCUGAAAUGUCAUUCCCCAACAUCCCAAAUGUUCCGUUAGAAAAGCUUGUUAAAUCUCUUGAACUUUCUAAGAUCAAGCUGCCAACCAUUCCACAUGAGAUAACUGUCUCAAGCUUUGGCAAACUCUAUGGCGAGAUCAAACUCCUUACCCCCACCUACACAAUGGAGACAUCUGGAGAACUCCAGAAUCCUACUAAGAAUAAAUUAACACCUGAGUUGACUGGAUUCCUUAAUUCCUACGCCACAUCGAAACAUUUUGAAAUUCUAAACUAUGAACUUAACUCCACGGCCCGUAUUUCAGUCCCAAAAAUGAGUCGCAUUGUCUUAGCUGAGACAGUAAAGUUCAACCAUGUUGCCUUUAAAAUUGACCAUCAGGCAUUUGUAGCUCUCUAUGGCCUCCCAUCAGCUCAGGCUCAGGCCAAGACAGAGGUUAAGGUUAAGACUACACCCUAUACUGCUAAGUAUGCAAACACAGCCUCUAUUGCUAUCGGAGGAGGGAUAUCGGCUUCUUUUGAUACAGGAUAUAAUCAUUUACUUUAUCUCCCAUGGAGCAGUGUCAAAAGUGAGGCCAGUGUCACCCAAAAAAUUGUUGCUAAGCAAGAUGGUCCCUCCUUCACUCUAACGGUUGAUAAUUCCUGUGAAGGCAAAAUUAACGAUGAUGAUAGCAACCACAAGAGCAAACUGCAAUUAUCAGUCACUCCAAGUGCUGUCGGACUAACUUUCUCUGGUGACACAGACAUUGUGGGGUUAAGGGUGAAACAGCAUAUUACAGCUGAAUCUGGCACCUUUAGCUAUUUCAAGUUUAAUGUACGCAACGAGGCAGAGGCUCCAGUGUUUAAGAACAGUCUUUUUGUAGCAUCUGGACAAGGCAACCUUUAUGAUAUGACGGUUGAGCUGAAAGCAAACCAUAACACUGAACUGAAGGGUGAAGGCAAAGGCUUUAUAUCCAAUACAUUCAACCUCGUAGCCCGUCCUUUUGAGUUUGUCUAUGAAUUUCACAACAAAGGAACUUUCACGCUGGGCACUCUGAGAUCCUUGCCUGCUAACAUAGAUCUGCAGAAAGAUUACUCCAUCAUUCUCAGACCCGACAGCCAGCUGAUAGCCACAGUAACUCUGUUUCGCCUGAAUCAAUAUAAAACAUUCUACAACUUUACAUUCAGCAAUAAUGAAAAAGAGGCUGGCAUCUUUGCUGCAAUGGAAAAUGCAGAUUUGUUUUACUUUUUGUCAUUCGCUGUUGUCAGCCCUGAGCUUGAAAACCUUUUGACUACCACUGAACAAACUGUGGCUGUAGAUGCCAAGCUUGUUUUCCAGAAAAGUCGGCCACUUGAAAUCAUGGGCUUGGUUCAGAUUCCCAAUAUGGUCAACAUGAUCUCAGAGCUGUCUGUUAAGACGGACUUCAUCAAUCUGAAUGUCAACGCUGGACUCUAUCCUGAGGAUAAUCUUGUGUUUCGUCUGGGAGCUACCACAGCUUCUGUGUUUGAGAGUUUAAAUGCAAAACUGCAAGUAACGACCAGUUUAACCACCAAGAGAGGAAUCAAGUUGGCCAAUUCCCUGUCUUUUGAAAAUCCCCACAUCAACGGCAGUCAUGACAGCACUAUAAGUGCGAGUAGUGAGAGAGAUGUUUCCUUGAAGUCAACCACUAGAGCAAACAUGGCUGGAACAAUAGAUACAGACUAUCUUGUUUUGGGAGUUCUGGAUAAUGAGGUCAACGUCUACCUCAAUAAUGAUGGCUUACAGUCCACUUCCAAGGUUAUUACUGAUGUCAAGGUCAACCAUGGCACCACCAGAGUCAUUAGCCUGGAUCUAAAUAAGAAUCUUGCUAUUGAAGCAUCCCUGAGCCACGUGUACGUUGUGCUGUCAUACAUUAACAACAACGAGGCAAAACUGUUCAAUUUCCACACCAAGGGGAAGCACAAUGCCAAGGCAACCAUGAAUGUUGCAACAUCAUCCCUGAGUACUGACAUCGAGAUUGACAUUUUGCAGCCAAGCAACAUGGGUGACAUUAGCAUCUCAGAGAAAACUGUUGCUAAAGUGACAGUGCCAAAGCAGAAAAUGUCUACCACUGCCAGGUUUUCCAGCCCACUGUACACCGCCAACCUGGAAGCAGACUUAGAGGGUCAGGGGCCUGUUUUCAAAGGGACCUUUAAGUCUUCUGGAAAUUCUGACAACAUGUUCCCAGCAUAUGACAUAAAGGCUUCUACAACUACAAACUAUGAGAAUCAAGCUCUGAGCAUGAUUAGCAAGGUUGCUGUGACUGGUUUAAACCUUACCAUGAAUGUGGAUCACGUCAUUACCAAAGUCCUAAGGAUGAAGCACCAGGCUGAGGACAGUGUAUCUCGCCACACCCUGAGGGUUGACUUCUCCAUUCCAACCGUCACCGUUGCAAACUUCGAUUAUGCUGCUGGAAGGGACGGUAUCAACGCUUCAGUAUCUACUCCAGUUACUGGUUUUGUGGGACUUCAACUCAAUGGCCCAUCUCAGUUGAGUGCAAGGGUCUAUCAUCGUUCUCCUUCUGCCCCUGAAGUCGAUGUUGACAUUUUGGUCGUGAAAUCAUCUCCUGUGGACGUUGACAAGAUGAACCUGCAGAUUGUGUAUUAUACAGAAGCAUACAAUGCAAUGGAGGAUGAAAUGUGGAUCAGAUUUGAUCCCAUCCUCUCUAUCUAUGGGAAUUUUGAGAACGAGCUUCUGUCGGCUUUGGCUAAACGCCUCGCUGAAGUGAUAGACCCGACUGUCAGUGCACUGUCUGCUGAGACUGAGGUCUACUACAACUCCUUUGUCGAGGAUUUCAGCGCCAUUGAAAUACAAUUGUCCAGUGGUGACGUUAUCACUGGAGACCAGAUCUGGAAACCAAUCAGCGCAGCUUUCAACACAACAUAUAAAGAACUGAUAGACUUUCUUAAUAGUGCCAAUAUUCCUAAUGAAUUAUUUUGGAAAAUGUUUAGUGUCAUAGCAGCUCCUUUUAACUACUGUGAGACUAUCAAGUAUGAUUAUGAAGAUGCAGUGACUAGUGACAUAAAUGCCCUCUAUGAGAAACUUUUCCCAGACAUGAAGAUCAGGGUCGACCAGGUCGGUGCCCAGUGCUGUAAACUGCUCAAAUAUGCGUAUGAUAUUUUAGACUAUGUGUAUAACCAGUACUGGAUCAUCGAACAACUGAUUACUGAUUUACAAAUCCAAGUUUUAGAGAACACUGAACCCUAUGUUGAUUAUAGUGACACUAAGUUUGAGAUUAACCUUACGUUUCCCUUCCAGCAGUAAGUAACACUCAGACUAAGGCCCAAGUCCAUACAACACGCCACUAUAUGUUUAAAAUCAUGCCUGGAAACACAGACAAACCUGUACCCAUAUUUGUAAAUGUGAGUCAACAAAAGAACCUGUCAAAACCGUGCGUAAUAUAUUAAUUAAGAGUAUUACUAAAACAAAAUAAUGGUGUGAAAAAUUGUACUCUCCUUUUUUACCUUAACCACCAACCUUUGUAUUUUUUACUUUAGAAAUAGAAGAUAUUACAGGAAUUACACAAAACAGCACACUUGAGCUGUCCAUUUUUCACGGUUUAACUUUGAUUUCCAGGGACCUUUUCUCAAUUUUCCUCAGACUCACAGAAGAUCUGUUAACUAGUUCAUACCUUCUUGAUCACUUUGACCUGUUUUAAAAAUUUGGUUGCAAAAAUUUUCACUAUAGCUAUUCCAGCAACAUUUUCUCUUCCCUUUUGCAAAACAGGAUGUCAUUUAAACAGACUAAACUUCAUUUUUUUAGCUUUGGUGACCAAACAAAAACUACAGAAACCAUCUAUCCAUAACUAGCAAGACAAGUAUGAAACACCUUGGAGUUUGACACUCCUUGACUCCCAAUCAGUCUGCAGGCCUUAAAAAAGGUGCCAGGUCUGUGUUGUUCUUUGCCAGCAUAAAUGGAGGAGGUCUAAAGCAGAGACUGAGUAUGAACAGUGUCUUAUCCUCCAAUAGAUUUGACUGUAUUUUGGUUUACAUCUGUUUUCAGUAAUAUUUACAUUUUCAGUUUUCAGCUGCAGUUUGAAAAACAUGAAUGUAAUGGAUUCAAUAAAAAACUGCAUCAAAUCA
Messenger RNA from Betta splendens (Siamese fighting fish), 12859 nucleotides. It is a transcript of the gene apobb.1, whose product is annotated as apolipoprotein Bb, tandem duplicate 1. The transcript has 31 exons. The coding region runs from base 1407 to 12041 and encodes 3544 amino acids. Gene Ontology annotation, molecular function: low-density lipoprotein particle receptor binding; cholesterol transfer activity. The record is from RefSeq and is a predicted model, not a curated record. Gene Ontology annotation, cellular component: mature chylomicron; low-density lipoprotein particle; very-low-density lipoprotein particle. NCBI's taxonomy places the organism in Eukaryota, Metazoa, Chordata, Actinopteri, Anabantiformes, Osphronemidae. Gene Ontology annotation, biological process: triglyceride mobilization; cholesterol homeostasis; lipoprotein transport.